Molecule: messenger RNA, 563 nt
Organism: Daktulosphaira vitifoliae (grape phylloxera)
Lineage: Eukaryota; Metazoa; Arthropoda; Insecta; Hemiptera; Phylloxeridae
Product: E3 ubiquitin-protein ligase RNFT1-like
Exons: 6
Coding region: 130-474 (114 amino acids)
Molecular function (GO): metal ion binding
Source: RefSeq, a predicted model, not a curated record
CUUUAACGAAUACUAGUAUGUAUAAAUUCAAAAAAAUUUUCAGUUUUGUCUUAAUACUUAAAUUAUUCAGAUUGGUCUAUUUUAUAAUUUUAAGUAGAAAAUAUUAUCAAUAGAAGAUUAAGUUAUAAAAUGAAUUUAUUUAUCUUGUCUAUCAAUUUAUUCAUAUUCUAUGUUGGAAUUAUUAAUGUAUGUCAUUGUUUACCAAUAGAAAUUGAAGAGAGUUCUACAAACGAUGUUGAAAUUUGCGCUAUUUGUUUACACGAAGUAAACGAUGAUUUUAAAGUGACUACAUGUAAUCAUAAGUUUUGUAAAUCAUGUAUAGACCAAUGGUUAGAAGGUUCUGGUGCAUUAACAUGUCCAACAUGCCGAAGUAUAAUCAAAGAAAAUAAUGGUAAAGUUUGCCGUGUGGGUCAAACGAAUAAUCAUUAUCAGAACAAUAUUGUAGAAAGUCUAUCAUUUAGGGGAUAUUUUUGAAAUAGUUACUAACGAUAUAAUCAUGUACAUAAAUAUAUUUAUAUGUAUACAUUUUUUUUUUUUUUUUGAUAAUAAAUUGUAUUUUAAUA